This is a messenger RNA of Raphanus sativus (radish), 714 nucleotides long. RefSeq lists its product as uncharacterized. NCBI's taxonomy places the organism in Eukaryota, Viridiplantae, Streptophyta, Magnoliopsida, Brassicales, Brassicaceae. The record is from RefSeq and is a predicted model, not a curated record. Bases 46 to 519 code for a protein of 157 amino acids. The transcript has 2 exons.
AGACAUACAGUUGUGUCUUCCUGAAUUCUCUAAUCUCUUGAUCAAAUGGGGAGCGAGGAAGUCGUGGUGGUUGGAGGGGAGAGAGCAGGAGCUGCGAUCGUGUAUGGAGCGGAGGAGUGUUACAAGAAGUCGGUGGAGCUUCUAGAGGAGCUAGGGUUUCCAAAAGGUGUGAUGCCUUUGAAGAACCUCGUGGAGUGUGGAAGAGUUAGAGCCACGGGUUUCGUGUGGAUGAAACAAAGCACUCCUUACGAACAUUUCUUCGAAGCCACCAAGACUCGCGUUUCUUACGCUGUUGAGGUCACCGCAUAUGUCGACAAGGGUUGUAUGAAGAAGAUGACAGGGGUGAAGAGUAAGCAGAUGUUAAUGUGGGUACCGAUUGUGGAGAUGACUUUGAAGGAGCCAAAGAGCGAGAAGAUCUACUUCAAAACUCCGAUGGGACUCGGCAAGGCUUAUCAUGUUACCUUAUACAUGGAUGAGGAAGAGAAACGCAACUUUUACUUGGAGAAUCCCAAAAAAUAAAACAUUUUAUUAUGAUAAAUAAAUUAUAUUUCCGGUUGCUUUUGAUAUGUUUCUGUUUUCACUCUUAUCAGGUUGCUUUCUAUGCCAUUACUAAAAAAAUUAUGUUGACAAUUAUGAAAAGAAGUAAAAUUCGUUUUGUGAUGCAAUGGUUAUAAUUUGUAAUUGAAAUCGAUAAAGAAAAAUAAUUUCAGUUUC